GGGAAAGUUCAGUUCAGAUACACAUAUUUUAAAACACAUCUAUAAACAUUUUAAAAAUAUAUUUUUAUUGAAAUUUUACUUAUAGAGAAUGAAGUAUCAACUGCGCACUAUUUGACUCAUACCCACCAAAGUUCUAUAUCGUAGUCUAAGGGGGUGGUCUGGUUGAACGCUGUGGAAGCUUGGAGCUGGAGUCAUACAAACAUUCUACUGGUUGAGGAUAUCCUGUAAGGACUCAAGUAUCUUACUGUCUGGAGGAGGUGGAACUGGAUGAAAGUCUCUGACGUGAAACAGUGAUCAGUUAUCUUCACACAACGUCUACUAGGAGUUCCCUACUACUGAAUUAUCUGAAGAAGAAAAACAUUCUGGGUGAUUUUGGAACAUUUGUUGUACUCAAGUGGAUGAGGCAGUUCUACUGAUUUAGCUGUACUCAAGUGGAUGAGGCAGUUCUACUGAUUUAGCUGUACUCAAGUGGAUGAGGCAGUUCUACUGAUUUAGUUGUACUCAAGUGGAUGAGGCAGUUCUACUGAUUUAGCUGUACUCAAGUGGAUGAGGCAGUUCUACUGAUUUAGCUGUACUCAAGUGGAUGAGGCAGUUCUACUGAUUUAGUUGUACUCAAGUGGAUGAGGCAGUUGUUCUGAUUGCCGUAUAUAUUUUUGUGGAGUAUGGUUUUGGAUUAUGCUCUUUUGGAUUUAAAUUUUUGGGGACGUGAAUAAUGUAUAAAUCAACAAUCGAAAUGCUGAAAUGUAACGGGUUUUUUUAACACUUUGUGUGGCAUCAGGGAUUCUCUUGUGUGUAUCCGCCGUCGCCGAGGACCAGAAAUGCAGCAUAAACGUAACCGAGGCCGACAGCAGUCUGGAAUCUAUAACGUUAAGACUGACUACGGAGGGACAGCAGUGUAACUUCACUGUGGUAUCUGUGGACAGUAGCUCUGUAGUAACACACUGUGUGGAGGAACUGAAGGAAAACAAUAUGUUUCAAUGCCAGGUAGUGAGUUUACAACCUGGAACAUCACACACCCUGCAAAUCAUGUCCACCACAGAUGAACAACGGGCCAAUGUCACCCUGCAGACCAGUCCAUCGACAGUCAGUGGCCUACAGGUGUCUGGGACAUCAGACAGCCUGGGAGUUUCCUGGCAGCCUGGCCCAGGGAGGACUGAGCGCUUCAGGCUACUGCUCACCGACCGAGUGGGUGUGGUGAGGAAUCUGACUCUGGAGAGCACCGCUAAAGACUACACCGUCACCGACCUGGUGCCAGGGCGCGUGUAUAACAUCACCAUGGUGACGGAGGCAGGGGGACGCCAGAGUACCACCUCAAGACAAAUACAGACGGUGCCCUAUGCCAUCUCCAACCUGAAGCUAGAGAACAAUAACACCCAGGACAGUUUGAGGGCAUCAUGGAGUCAACCCCAGGGUGAUGUGGACUCUAUAGUGGUGACCCUGUCCUCGUCUGGAACCAUCCCUCUGGAGAAGACCCUGUCCUCUGACACCACAAAGGCCCACUUCCACCAGCUGACACCCGGACGGACCUAUCAGGUGUCUGUCGCCACCAAGAGCGGAGAGCUCUCCAACCAAUCAACUGCCUCGGCUAACACAGUCCCAGGUAAAGUGUCCCAGCUCUCUAUGGAGGCGCUGGAUGACUCCAACUCUCUGAAGGUGAUGUGGGCUCCCCCUGGUGGAGACUGGGAUAAGUACAGGGUGCUGCUGUUAAAUGGGACCCAGACUCUGGAUAACAGGACCGUGGAGAAAGGGGUGGUGGAGUACACCUUCUCUGGCCUGGGACUGGUUCCUGGGAGGACCUACAGGGCUGGGGUCAUGGUGGAGAGCACUGGGGAGCAAGGCACUGUGGAGUACUGCCAGAGAGGAAUAGCUCCUAAGCCGGUCUCAGAGCUUCAUAUCCGCCAUGCUGACGAGACCUCCCUCAGCGCCCUGUGGAGUCACGCCCUCAACUCAGCCAGGGACGGCUACGCCGUGGAGCUCCGCCAUGGCAAUGCCACGGUUGCCACGAGAGACCUGGCCCGUGACAUGAGGGAGUGCACCUUCAACGUGCUCAUGCCCGGACGCGUGUUCACCAUUACCGUGACAACCAAGAGCGGGGAGCUCAACAACUCUGUGUCGGUGCUAGGGAGGACAGUACCUAUGGAGGUGAGGCGUGUCCACCUGAGCAACCAGGGCCACGUGGACAGUUUACAGGCCAGCUGGGAACUCCCUCCUGGAGAUCUGGACUUCUGCAGCCUGCAGCUCCUCCACAACAACCGGGCUGUGCAGAACCACACCGUCCCAGCCAACACCACCUCUCUGCAGCUCAGAGACCUCAGGCCUGGCGCCUCCUACAGGCUGGUGGUCAGUACUGUCAGUGGUGGGAUGGUUUCGAAGCAGGCCGUGGCUGAGGGACGCACUGUACCAGCUGCGGUCGGAGAAGUUACGGUCAGUAACAACGGUCGUCCAGACUUCCUGGGGGUGUCGUGGCAGCCAGCGGUCGGAGAUGUGGACAGUUACCUGGUCCUACUGAAGGACCGCGACAGGACCAUACACAACCUGGUGGUUUCUAAGGCAAGCCCAGAGUGUGUGUUUAACUCCCUCAAGUCAGGGAGGCUGUACGCCGUCUCCAUAGCAACCCGCAGCGGCAGCUUCCAGAACAACACGGUGGUGACGGCUCGUACACAACCCUCCAGUGUCCAGAACCCCAACGCCAUCCACUCUGCCAGGGACGACUUCCUGAAAGUCUACUGGCGCCAUGCGUCUGGAGACUUGGACCGUUACGAGGUGGUCAUUAAGUACAACAACACGGUCGUCCAGAACCAGACGGUGGCGCGGUCGCAGAACGACUGUGUGUUCAGCUCCCUGGUCCCCGGGAGGCUUUAUACGGUCACUGUCAGCACCUGGAGCGGAGAGUACCAGUCCAGUGUUUCUACUGACGGGAGAACGUUCCCCUCUGCGGUGCGGAGCCUGGCCCUCGGUGACAGUGGUACAGGUGAUCUGGUGGUCACAUGGUCUCCAGCGCUGGGGGACGUUGAUCACUACGAGGUCCAGAUCCUCUUCAACGACACGCGGGUUUACCCACCCGUAACCCUGGGCAACGAGGCCCGUGACCACCGCCUGGCCUCGCUCACCCCGGGACGCCUGUACAAGAUGGUGGUGUCCACCUUCAGUGGACCCAACCAGAGACCUCAGUUCAUCGAGGGCAGGACAGUCCCCAGCCAGGUGAGGAACCUCCAUGCCCGGCCAGGGGACCAGGCUGCCAGCCUGAGGGUGUCCUGGACCCCUGGUGAUGGAGAUGUGGAUAUGUACAUUGUGUCCCUAUCCCAGGGAUCACACCUUCUGGAGACCAGACCUGUCCCCAAACACGUCACUGAGCUGGACUUUCAGGGUCUGGUACCAGGACAGCUGUACGGGGUUGAGGUUCAGUCCCUGAGUGGAAUACUGGUCAAUAAUUCAACAACUACUGGACGAACAGUCCCCUCCACAGUGACAGCGCUCCAGGCAGACAGUGACCACACCACCCACAGUCUAACAGUGACCUGGGAGACUACAGUGGGAGUGUACGAGGGUUAUAAGAUCCAGCUCCUGGAUGAUGGACGUGACUUAGUCUCUAAUAUUUCCAUGCCCCAGGGCUCCACCAGGCACCUCUUCGACCAGCUCACACCUGGGAAGUGGUACCGAGUUCGGGUCGUAUCCGUCAGCGGAGGGAUCUACGGCAAGGAGGCCGUGGCUGAGGGACAAACACGUCCAGCUGCAGUCAACGGUCUGACGGUGAUGACUGCCAACACCAGUGGUCUGAGUUUCAUCUGGCGCCCGUCCGAGGGCUACGUGGACGGUUACGACCUGUUCCUGUAUAACGUUGACGAGACGUUGCGUGGCCGUCAGACCGUGGAGGCCGGAACCCAGACGUGCUCCUUCUCUGGUCUGGUCCCAGGGACGCUGUACAAGAUGGAGGUGGUGAGCAGGAGCAGAGGCAUGAGCAGUGACUCAUCUAUCCUGGCGCGGACAGUCCCAGCCCCAGUGCGCUCUCUCCACGUCCAGGGUGGUAAGCGUACUGACCGUCUCUCCAUCAGCUGGCUGCCUGGGGCAGGGGAGUGGAGUGGGUACCAAGUGGUCCUGUACGGUGGCCUGGAGGGCUCAACCACUACCCUGGCCGCCCAGGAGCUGGGCAUGGAGCAGAGAGAACACCUGUUCCAGGGACUGGUACCUGGCCGUGUGUACCGGGCUGAGGUGGUCACACACAGUGGAGAGCUGACUAAUGCUGUGUCUGCAAAGGGAAGGACGGACCCAGAGCCUCCCUCCAUGGUAUCCUUCAGGGACAUCAGUGGUAACAGCUCUGUAGAACUGACCUGGGAUGGUCCCGCCACUGGUGACUACGACACCUUUGACCUCCAAUGGGCUCCCAGAGAUGCCCUGUCAAUCACAGCGCCUCAGCCAACCAGCCGCAUCCUGGAUGGGAUGUUCCCGGGACGACUGUACAACUUCACCAUCCGCACUGUCAGUGGGGGAGGAGCCAAUGGCGGGCCUAUCGCCAACAGCCAGCCAAUCCAGAGGAGCCUCAGAACAAACCCAUCCAGACUGCGGAACAUGCAUUGUUUCCCCCAGAGUUCCUCAUCCAUCUCCUGUUCCUGGACCUUCCCUGACUCCCACUGGGACUCCUAUACCGUGGAGGUGCGUCAGCAGGACAGCUGGGAGCUGGUGUACGCCCUGCGUCUGGCCCAGGAUAGUACCUUACUCAGCCUGGAGAACCUACAGCCUUACAGGAGAUACAACGUGGCUGUCAGAGUGGCCUCCGCAGGACUCAGCAGCCCCGCAGUGGAGGAGAACGUGGUCACCAUGAUCGACCGUGAGUAACUACCUAUACCGGCUGACAACCGGAGUUGUAUCAUAGACCCCAUCCAAGAGUAGAGUUUAUCUGCUGUAUGAUCCAGACCCACAAUCACCAUGACAACAAACCAGGUCACCACACAGAACCACCACAACAGAUGACGCCAAACAACAUCCGAGUGACACAAUGGUUGAUGGGAUUUAGCUGUCUC
Messenger RNA from Oncorhynchus tshawytscha (Chinook salmon), 5018 nucleotides. Its product is annotated as receptor-type tyrosine-protein phosphatase beta. The transcript has 17 exons. NCBI's taxonomy places the organism in Eukaryota, Metazoa, Chordata, Actinopteri, Salmoniformes, Salmonidae. The record is from RefSeq and is a predicted model, not a curated record. Gene Ontology annotation, molecular function: cadherin binding. Gene Ontology annotation, biological process: angiogenesis. The coding region runs from base 970 to 4833 and encodes 1287 amino acids.